Molecule: messenger RNA, 2670 nt
Organism: Brassica rapa (field mustard)
Lineage: Eukaryota; Viridiplantae; Streptophyta; Magnoliopsida; Brassicales; Brassicaceae
Product: septin and tuftelin-interacting protein 1 homolog 1
Biological process (GO): spliceosomal complex disassembly
Cellular component (GO): U2-type post-mRNA release spliceosomal complex
Molecular function (GO): nucleic acid binding
Source: RefSeq, a predicted model, not a curated record
CUUCGACGUCGGCGAGUUGCAAUAAAAAUCAUUCGCAGAGCUUUUCGGAUCUGUUGAUUCGCCAUGGACGAGUAUCAAGAGAUGGAGAGGUUCGGCAUGGAGAACGACUUCGAAGGAGGCCGCUGGGAGAACGGCGAGUUCGUAUACGAAAAGCGGAAGGAGAAGCGGAAACAAACCAAGCACGACGCUACUUACGGAGUCUUCGCCGAGAGCGAUUCGGAUUCCGACGAUUCCAGCGGCGGAGGAGGUCGGAGGAAGAAGAAUCGCAGGGAUCUGGAUUCGGGAAGGAAGGCCGACUUAACCAAGCCUGUCAAUUUCGUUUCUACAGGUACUGUUACGCCGAAUCAAGAGGUUGAUAAGGAUUCUAACGAUGAGGAGGAUGAUAUGGUUGUUGAUGAUGAUAGUGAAGUUAGAGGUGGAUUGGGUGCUGGAAGGUCAGGUUUAGGGUUAGGGUUUGGGGGAUUAGGUUUUGAUGAUGAGGAUAGUCUUUUACCUGGUGCUUUUGGGAAGAAGAUAGCUGAGGGGGCGAAGAUGAGAGAGAAGGCUAAGAUGGAGAAGAGAGGUCAAGAGGGUGGUGCAAAGGGAGGGAAGAAGGAGGGUUUAGGUGGUGGUGAUAUAGGUAAGUUUGAGAAGGCUACUAAAGGAAUUGGUAUGAAGCUUCUUGAGAAGAUGGGGUACAAGGGAGGUGGUCUUGGGAAGAACCAGCAAGGUAUUGUGGCUCCUAUUGAAGCUCAGCUGAGGCCGAAGAAUAUGGGUAUGGGGUAUAACGAUUUCAAGGAGGCGAAGUUGCCUGAUUUAAAGAAGGUGGAGGAGAAGAAGACUGUUACGGUUGGUUGGAAUGAUCAGAGUCAUGGUGAUAGAGGAGGGAAAAAUCUCUGGAAGAAGAAGAAGGCGAGGAAGGAAGUUUAUGUCACUGCAGAGGAGCUGUUGGAGAAGAAGCAGGAAGAGGGUUUUGGUGGUGGCCAGACCAUUAUUGAUAUGCGAGGACCACAGGUUCGGGUUGUGACGAAUUUGGAAAAUUUAGAUGCAGAGGAGAAAGCAAGAGAAGCAGAUGUUCCUAUGCCCGAGUUACAGCACAACUUGCGACUGAUUGUUGAUUUAGUCGAACAUGAAAUUCAAAAGAUUGAUAGGGACUUGAGGAACGAGAGAGAAUCAGCCUUGAGCUUGCAGCAGGAGAAGGAGAUGCUUAUAAAGGAGGAAGAGAAGCAAAAAACGCACUUAGACAACAUGGAGUAUAUCGCAGAUGAGAUAAGUCGAAUCGAAUUGGAAAAUACGUCUGGGAGUUUGACGCUUGAUUCACUUGCUAAUCGGUUCGAGGACCUGCAGACAACCUAUCCUCAUGAUUACAUGCUUUGCAACUUGUCAACCAUCGCUUGCUCACUGGCCUUGCCUCUCUUUAUCAGAAUGUUUCAGGGUUGGGACCCUCUUAGGGAUGCAGGGCAUGGUAUGAAGGCAAUAUCUUCUUGGAAAAAGCUUUUGGAAGUCGAGGAAAAUCAAAAUAUAUGGGUAAUCUCAACGCCUUACAGUCAACUAGUCUCGGAGGUAGUGUUACCUGCUGUGCGUAUAGCUGGCAUCAAUACCUGGGAACCGAGAGACCCUGAGCCGAUGCUUAGAUUCAUAGAGACAUGGGAAGAUCUGCUGCCUUCAUCUGUCAUGGAUACGAUUUUGGACACAGUAGUGCUGCCAAAACUGUCGACUGCUGUGGAAUAUUGGGACCCACGAAGGGAAGUUGUUGCGAUCCAUGUUUGGGUACAUCCUUGGUUGCCAAGACUUGGUCAGAAGUUGGAGUUUCUGUAUCAGAUCAUUCAGAUGAAACUGAGUAAUGUUCUUGAUGCUUGGCAUCCUAGUGAUCCAUCCGCCUACACUAUUCUCUCUCCAUGGAAGACGGUUUUUGAUGCUACAAGCUGGGAACAGCUUAUGCGACGUUACAUAGUCCCCAAACUUCAGCUGGCCUUGCAGGAGUUUCAGGUGAAUCCGGCAAACCAGAAUUUAGACCAGUUCAAUUGGGUUAUGAAGUGGGCAUCUGCAGUGCCGAUUCACCUAAUGGCUGAUCUGAUGGAGAGGUUCUUCUUCCCGAAAUGGCUGGAUGUGUUGUACCACUGGCUGCGUGCCAAACCGAGGUUCGACGAGAUCCACAACUGGUAUUACGGCUGGAAAAAGUCAUUCCCGCAAGAGCUUUCAGCAAACGAGAGGAUCCGAAUCCAGUUGAAGCGUGGUUUAGAUAUGUUGAUGGAAGCUGUUGAAGGAGUUGAAGUGUCUCAGCCAAGGGCGAAGGCACAAGAGCAGAGACACUUUGAGCCGGCUCGGGCUCAGGCUAAGGCUCAGAUGGAUAGCAACGAGGUGCUGAGUUUGAAAGAAGUGUUGGAAGUGUUUGCGCAAGAGAAGGAGUUGCUGUUCAAACCUAAGCCGAAUAGGAUGCACAAUGGUCUUCAGAUUUAUGGGUUUGGGAAUGUGAGUGUGGUGAUAGACUCGGUGAACCAGAAGCUGUUGGCUCAGAAAGAUGGAGGGUGGUAUCUUGUAACUCCUGAUGACUUAUUGAGGAUGCACAACAAUGCAAGUGUCUCUGGAAAACGUUAGGCUUUACACUUUUUAAUUAAUGUAAGGUUCUGUUGUAUUGCUAUCACACUUGGUUGGCAAAUAACUUUUAUAAGUUUACAUCAUUUUUCUCUA